GUCAAAUAUGACUUUCCUCGUUGCACAAACUGAUCAUGAAUUGGAGAACAAAAAGGCAAAUUCUGAUGGUAUAUUUGUUGUCCCUGGCAAUAAUGCAUUUGGCAACUCAUUCAGGGACUAUAAUGCAGAGGUUGAACGUCAAAAGAUUGUCCGUGAACUCUAUCGCCAGAGUCACAUUAACCAAACAUAUGAUUUUGUGAAAAAGAUGAGGGAAGAAUAUGGUAAAAUGAAUAAAGUGGAGAUGAGUAUAUGGGAAUGUUGUGAACUUUUGAAUGAAGUUGUAGAUGAUAGUGAUCCUGAUUUGGAUGAACCACAAAUUGAGCAUUUGUUGCAAACUGCUGAAGCUAUUAGAAAGGAUUAUCCUAAUGAAGAUUGGUUACACUUAACUGGCCUAAUUCAUGAUCUAGGCAAAGUUCUUUUGCUUCCUAGCUUUGGAGGGCUUCCUCAAUGGGCUGUUGUUGGUGACACAUUCCCCCUUGGUUGUGCUUUUGAUGAAUCGAUUGUGCUUCAUGAGCAAUUAAAGGGAAAUCCUGAUAACAACAAUCCAACUUACAACACAAAAUAUGGAGUUUAUUCUGAAGGAUGUGGGCUUAAUAAUGUGGUGAUGUCUUGGGGCCAUGAUGACUAUAUGUACUUGGUGGCUAAGGCAAAUAAAACUACUCUUCCAUCUGCUGCAUUGUUCAUCAUCCGAUAUCAUUCCUUCUAUCCUCUGCAUAAGUCAGGGGCAUAUACUCACUUGAUGAAUGAGGAGGAUCAUGAAAACCUGAAAUGGCUUCAAAUCUUCAGCAAAUAUGAUCUGUAUAGCAAGAGCAAUGUUAGGAUUGAUGUGGAGAAAGUGAAACCUUACUACAUGUCUCUCAUUGAGAAGUAUUUCCCAGCCAAGUUGAAGUGGUGAAAUCUCCCAGACAGGGAAGCUCUGAAACAAGAUGCUUGUGUAUACAAACAAAAAAAAGAUUCAGGAACUAGUUAUGGGAUUUUAUUUCUGCAUUUUUUUUCCUUGUUCUUGGGGGUGGGGUGGGGUAGGGUAGGGUAUGGUGUUCCUAAUGUUUCAUAAAUAAAAGUGUGUUUGUU
Solanum pennellii is the source of this 1071-nucleotide messenger RNA. RefSeq names its product probable inositol oxygenase. Lineage: Eukaryota; Viridiplantae; Streptophyta; Magnoliopsida; Solanales; Solanaceae. Gene Ontology annotation, cellular component: cytoplasm. Gene Ontology annotation, molecular function: inositol oxygenase activity; iron ion binding. The transcript is spliced from 11 exons. The record is from RefSeq and is a predicted model, not a curated record. Bases 8 to 895 code for a protein of 295 amino acids. Gene Ontology annotation, biological process: inositol catabolic process.